AUGGCUUUCCUUCUUUCCUGGGCCUCUGUGCUAUUUGGAUGCCUUUAUGCUUCUGUAGCAGGAGCGUCCAAUCUCUCAGCUCUCUAUCCCCCUCUAUGGGAUGAGAGUCCUGGCCAGUUCAGUGACUACAGGGUGGAGAAUGGACAGUAUGUUAUUGAUCCCUGGGUAUACACUGAGAGAAUGGGAAUAUACAAAAUCCUAUUGAAUCAGACAGCCAGAUAUUUUGAAAGAUUUGCACCAGAAAAUGAACAAAAUGCUUUAUGGGGAUUGCCUCUACAGUUUGGAUGGCAAUAUGAGACAGGCAGAUUAGCUGACCCCACCCACACAACAAACUGUGGCUAUACAGAAAAUCAUCUCUGCAUCUCUGUGGACAGUUGGUGGGCCAGUAUCAAUUAUUUUCUGAAUGUGUUACCUUUCCUUUCUGCGGUUGAUUCUGAUGUGAUGGGGAUAUCAUCCGACCAAGUCGCUCUUCUGCCACCACCCAAGGAUCAGACACCAUUUUGUUUAAGUGUUUCUGCCUGUCGUUUAUUGUAUCCAAUAACAAUGAACAAGUGGAAUUACUUUUACCAGCAACUGAAGUUACCUUCUACUGACUUUAAUGAACUGUUGGAGUACUUAUGGGAAGCACAUACCUCAACCUUGAAUGAUGUUCUUGGAAUAUUUGAACCUAGACUUAAUUAUUAUCUUAAGCCAGAAGAAGAUUUUGAAAGAAGUUGGGCUGUGGCUGUGGACUACAUUGCUGCCUUGAGGUUUCCUACGACUCUGAUCAAAACACAUGACUUCCAGAAAGGCCUGCCUCCACGAAUGCUUGUUACAGGGGAUGUAGCCCCAUUCAUCAGCGACUUUACUAAAUUUCAGAAUACAGUACUCUUUAGUCUAAAUAGUCUUAGGGAACUGCAUGAAUCUACAGGUGGACUCUCUUUGAUCUUAUGGAAAAAUUUAAUGAAGACAGAAUUUGCAAGGAAUGUAGUUUUAGAAUUCUUAGAAAUAAUUAAUAAAGUUUUUACUUAG
Messenger RNA from Chrysochloris asiatica (Cape golden mole), 1011 nucleotides. It is a transcript of the gene CUNH6orf58, whose product is annotated as chromosome unknown open reading frame, human C6orf58. NCBI's taxonomy places the organism in Eukaryota, Metazoa, Chordata, Mammalia, Afrosoricida, Chrysochloridae. Bases 1 to 1011 code for a protein of 336 amino acids. The transcript is spliced from 6 exons. The record is from RefSeq and is a predicted model, not a curated record.